UAUCUCACCGGAAGUGCAUCGCACAUGUUGCGUCUGUUUUCCAGCGCUGACUGAAGGAGUUUGUGAACGCAUGUCUGUCAUGAUGGAUUCGCCAGCGCCUGUCGUUAGUGAGCCGAGGACGCGCGGGAAGAAGACGCGGGGGAAGAGGCCGCUGAGCGAUGCCAGCGCGUCGGAGGAGCGCGGUAAACAGCAGAGGCACGCGGAGCUGUGCGCAACGCUCGGCGGGGAGGACGCGUCCGUCAGGCACCUGGAGGAGCUCGUGUUUGGUGCGGAGGAGCGGCUCGCGGACACACUCGCGCAGGACAGCAGGGCUCCACUGGAGGAUGACGAGGUCUGUAGUGUUUCCUCCGAGGACAGCGAGGUGCGUCAGCACCACAGAAGAAGAGCAGUGUGGGAGGAUGAGGAGGAUGAGCUGGAGGAAGAGAUUGACAUGACGCAUCGGUUCCGCAGAGACUUGAAGAAGAGCGAAGCCGAGACAAAGAUGACGAAGCAGAAGCUGCAGCAGAGACUGAAGGAUCAGUUCCAGAAGGCGAUGGGUGGUGCCCCAGGCUGGGCGGAACAGGAACGCCCCCGCCGGACAAGAGGAGCUGAGCGUGAGGAGGAGGAGGCAGAGGAUCUGCUGCGGCGCACUGGGAACUUCAUCGGCUCCUCCGACACGCUUCCUAAAGGAACCAUUAAGAUAAAGAAGUGUUUGGAUGCGAACAGUGAGAGUCCGGCCGAGUCGAAGCUGACCUCAGUCCAGUUCCACCCGUCAGCUCAGAUCCUGAUGACCAGCUCUCUGGACCACUCCAUAUCUCUGUUCCAGGUGGAUGGCAAGACCAACGCCAAGAUCCAGACGAUCCACCUGGAGAAGUUCCCGGUGAACAAGGCGGCGUUCAGCGCUGACGGCGAGCAGAUCGUGGCGACCGGCUGGAGGAACAAGCUCUUCUACAUCUACGACAUGAUGGAGGGCAGAGUCAUCCCCGUCUCCAACGUACGAGGUCUGAAUGAGCAGAAGGUGUCAGACUUCCAGGUUUCUCCCGAUGGGAAGUUUCUUCUUCUGUUCGGAUCCUCUGGGUUUCUGCAUCUCAUGAGCUCAAAGACCAGGGAAGUGGUGCGCAGCAUGAAGCUGAACGGGACGGUGUGUGCCACCGCCUUCACUGCAGACGGCAGCCAGAUCUUCGCCAACUCCGAGGAAGGCGAGGUGUUCAUCUGGGACGUCCAGAGCAGUAAGUGUGUGAAGAGGUUUGAAGACGACGGUUGUGUGAGAGGAACAUCACUAGCACUCUCUCGAGACGGCUCGUAUCUGGCCUGUGGCUCUCAGGCCGGCGUGGUGAACAUCUACUCUCAGCGGGACUGUCUGCUGGAGCACGAGCCGAAGCCGCUGAAGGCCGUCCUAAACCUGCUGACGCCGGCGACGUCUCUGAGAUUCAACAGCAGCGCCGAGAUCCUGGCCAUCGGCUCGCGGCACGCGGAUGAGGCCAACCGACUGGUGCACCUCCCCAGUUUCACGGUGUUCUCCAACUUCCCAAAAUUCCAGAAGAAGAUGAUCUUUCAGACCCAGAGUGUGGACUUCUCCCCGAGGAGUGGCUUCUACUCCGUGGCCAACAAUAAAGGCCACGCGCUGCUCUUCAGGCUUCUACAUUAUCAUGACUUCUGAAGACGGACUCGUUCCCAGCGGACACGCACAUGAUGUCAGUUUUUACCGUUCCAGUUCAAUAAACAUUUACUUGUGAAUAUGAGACCCAUUA
Molecule: messenger RNA, 1730 nt
Organism: Pimephales promelas (fathead minnow)
Lineage: Eukaryota; Metazoa; Chordata; Actinopteri; Cypriniformes; Leuciscidae
Source: RefSeq, a predicted model, not a curated record